Molecule: messenger RNA, 2813 nt
Organism: Leucoraja erinaceus (little skate)
Lineage: Eukaryota; Metazoa; Chordata; Chondrichthyes; Rajiformes; Rajidae
Product: zona pellucida-like domain-containing protein 1
Exons: 10
Coding region: 1-1251 (416 amino acids)
Cellular component (GO): cell surface
Source: RefSeq, a predicted model, not a curated record
AUGGAACAGCUCUGCAUCCUGCUGCUCAUGGCCAUAAGAAUAGGUUCAGUGGACACGCAGUUCAAUGGCUACAAUUGUGAUGCUAAUCUGCACAGCAGGUUCCCUGGUGAAAAGGAUAUCCUUGUCUUUUGUGGAGUGCAGACCGUCACAAUCAAGAUUAAUUUUUGUCCAGUCCUGUUCUCUGGCUAUUCAGAAACAGAUUUAGCAUUAAAUGGAAGACAUGGCCACACACAUUGCAGGGGUUUUAUUAAUAACAGUACUUUUCCAACAGUUGUCGUUUUUACCAUCAGCCUCAGUACAUUAGAAGUCUGUGGAAAUAACUUAGUGGUAUCUGCUUCUCAAGGAGUUAAUGCUUUGGGCAAUAUUUCGAUGGUGCAAUUUGGGAACAUUUCAGGUUAUAUUGACACUCCCGACCCACCAACCAUCAUUAGUUACCUGCCGGGGCUGCUGUACAAGUACAGCUGUAGCUAUCCACUGGAGUAUCUUAUCAACAACACCCAGCUGGCUUCAUCAUCUGCAGCAAUAUCAGUGAAAGACAGCAAUGGCACAUUUAUCAGUACUUUGAGCUUACUCCUGUACAAUGAUUCAUCCUACAACCUUCCUCUAAUGAUACCAACUUUGGGGUUGCCUUUAAAGACCAAGGUGUACGCAGCUGUGAAAGCUACAAAUCUGGAUGGAAGAUGGCACGUGUUCAUGGAUUAUUGUUACACCACUCCUUCUGGUAAUCCAAAUGAUGAACAUAGAUAUGACCUUUUCUUCAGCUGUAAUAAGGAUUCACAAACAACAGUUAUAGAAAAUGGCAGAAGUCAAAUGGGCAGAUUCUCAUUUGAGGUUUUUCGCUUUGUAAAACAUAAGAACCAGAGGAUGUCUCCAGUAUUCUUGCACUGUGUGACGAAGCUUUGCAAGUCAGACGAUUGCCCAUUCUUGACACCAGAUUGUUACAAAAGGAAACGGAGAGAUUUAAUGGAAGUUACUACUUCCAUCCCUCGCAGCUCCACGGGUAAUGCAGUUAUCACCGCCGGGCCUAUUAUCACCAGGAGUGAAAGUGAUGACACAACAGCAAACAAAUCACAAGUUGGAUACAUGGGAAAAUCUGCCUUUCAUUUCAACUCUGCGACAAGUGCAUUAGUUUCUGGAAUUGUUAUUCUCGGGGCGAUGAGCAUUUCCUUUUUUAUCACGUCAGUCAUUCUCAAUAGGAAGCUGAAAACUGAUCAUGCUCGUUCUGGAAUCCGAAACCCUGUUUUUAACUAGCUAGCUCGGAACACGUCUACUUUAUCUACAUAAUGCAGCUGAUAUUAUACGGCAAUAAAUUAUGAGAUUUCCUUUACGAAUCUAGCUUAGGCUUAUGAUCCUUAUCACAAAAAUUAGCUCCCUAGAAGUCUACUAGAACUAUUUGUAAUUGUAUUUACAUUUCUUACCAUAGUACAGUAGCAGAUAAGAAAAUGAUUCCCCAAAAAUAUUAAGUUAUAUUUUGAAGGAAGUGUCUUAUUUCUUUGGUAAGAUCUGGAUUGGGAAAGGAUGAAAAGAGCAUGUAGAUCUGACUGCCUCACAACUCCAGCGACCCAGGUUUGUUCCUUAUCUGACACUUGGUGCUGUCUCUGUGGAGUUUGCACGUUCUCCGCAUGAUGGCCUGGGUUUUCACUGGGUGCUCUGGUUUCCUUCCACAUCCCAAAGAUUAGUAAGUUAAUUGGCGACUGUUAAUUACUACUGGGUUAGGUGGGUGGUAGGAGAAUCAGAAUGGAGUUGAUGGGUUUACGAGGGAAAUAGGUUACAGGGAAAUCCGUAGAGGGGUGAGACUGAAUGCAUAUAUGGGCAUAGAUUAUUUGCCAGCACAUUGGGAAUAGGGAAUCUGAGCGUUAGCUUAGACUCAGUCCCUCUUCGGCCAUUAUGAAAUGUGAAAUGAUGGUAGUAUUGGCUUGAUGUAAGACUUGUAAAUGAAUACUAAUACACAGGUGGAAGGGAAAGUGGAAAUAGAGAGUCCAUCACAAACUUAUUAUAUGUAAAGACUCUUGUGACUAAACUCAUCAAGCAGAGGAAUGCCAGUACAGGAUUACUGAAUAAUUUUCCUAUCAGGGACCUUGUUUCGGUAUCAUGCAUUUCCAGGUCUUAAAAACAUUUCUCUCUGCAUCAGUGCAACUAUCCUUCACCCACAACAGAGGCUCUUUUUGAGUGAAUUAGUUAUUCUCAAGCUAGACUGAGGGGCAGUUUGAGCUUUGAGCCAUGUCCACGCCAUUUCUACCAAACACCAUAUCUCUGCAGAUUGUUUUUUCUGUCAUUUUAUCUGUGUAUUUUGUACCACAUUAAAAUGGCCUGGGCCAUUUUUAUUGCAUGCGUUUGUUUUAAGAAUAGUUUCUUGUUUUGACUGAAAGAAUAAUGAGGCCAGUCUAACUCACUUCUUUGAAAAUAUUAAAACACCCACACCUCCAGUAAGUUCAGCCCAUUGAGAAAGUUCAUUCACAAUCAUUGCUACAAAAUGAGAAUGCUGAAGAUGAUGCUUGGUUCAUCCUUCGAGGCAUUGUGGAGAAUAUAAACAGGUUUUCCCAAGAGCAACAGACAAUGUCAUUGCAGUUCACAGGUUGCUGGAGUUGUAUACCACAUUGCACGAGAUAUGCAUAAAGUGUAGAAUUGCCGCGAGAUGGGCUGCUCAAUUCUGGCUUCCCAUUGUAAAAAUAACUAUCUGUACCAUUAACUCAUAACCAUCCAUGUAUUUCUUAACAGCAGUCAAUGAGUUUGAACACAUCAUUCUCUUGAUUUUCAAUACCUCAGUAACAAUGUGCACUGCAGGGCUGUACUCUAUGAUGAUAUUGUCAUUC